This is a messenger RNA of Fusarium falciforme, 1692 nucleotides long. RefSeq lists its product as hypothetical. NCBI's taxonomy places the organism in Eukaryota, Fungi, Ascomycota, Sordariomycetes, Hypocreales, Nectriaceae. The coding region runs from base 1 to 1692 and encodes 563 amino acids. The transcript has a single exon. The record is from RefSeq and is a predicted model, not a curated record.
AUGGAGUCCAGAAAGCAGUCUCGAAAAUUGUGCCAAGGCUCGCUCGCCUUGUUGUGCACGGUAGUCAUCGUAUUCCUCACCAUCUUCGUUGUCCUCCAUCCCAUCUACAUCACGGCCAAUGGAGCCCUAUCGAGCACCGAGCGCUCGGUGUACAUCACGGGGGUGACUGUGGCCGGCACCAUCUGCACAGCCUUUAUAACUUCAGCGCUCCAGCAGCUCCUCGCAAGGAAGUUCGACUGCAAGCUGGAGAGCUGGAACCAGAGGAUCCCACUUCAGCCUCUCAACAGGGAGUGGAGGGCAGUGACGAACUUGGACAACUUUUUCGCCAAGUUUCGAACCAUCCAGAUACACUACAGAUACUGGAUUGCUGCUCUGACCACAGCAAUAUUGACAGCCAGCCUGAGCCCGACGGCGACGACACGCGAGUUUGGCUAUGUCCAGCAGGUUCAUGAUGGACCCAGCACGCAGAUGCGGACGGUUGGUAACUGUACCGGGGUCUUCAAGCUGCCUCUCCAAGACCCUAACUGGCCUUACUACUGGGACGUUGGCAACGACGAGGUGUUUCUUGUGCAGACGAAACAGGGGGACUGUCCGACGCGUGACGCCCAGCUCAUGGUCGGCAACAUAAACACCCUUGACCCCGACCUCUACUCCUACAUGGACGCUGGCGUUGCAGUACACCGAUCGGCAAACGGCGUCCCCAGGACCAUGUAUUCCCCAGAGGAUGUGUCUGCUCCAGAUCUAGAUCGGAUGCUGCAAUUGUAUGGAGCUGACCUCGUCUCAACCCGUCAGUGCUCCCGCGUCAUGGUUCGAAAUCCAAUCUCCUGCCAUCCUGGGGGCACUAUCGUCUGGGGAACCCAGUGGCUCAACGUCAGUGCUGAUGACGGCCACUGCAGCGCAGCCAGGAGGUUCUCGGAAGCCGAGUUCGCUCACUACUACAGUGGCGGCGGAGGCGUCAUGCUCAAGACCAUGUGUGCGCAUGGAGAGAUUGGCCAGGGCACAAUGGUGAUCGGUGCCGAAGGUGGCUACGCCCACUGGCUGGCAGUAUCCGUCAAUGAUACCGCAAGGGCUCCUCCCACGGCUCCCGGCUCGACCUACGUGGUCACUUGCACCGUGGAUGCCCGAGGUGCCUUCGAAUACCGUGAGGUCUCGUUGCAACUUCGAGGCACUGGCGCAGCGCAAAACCGCUACAUGCGCUAUCUGAAAGCCACAGGCAACUCAUGCAAAGGGCCGCCCAUCAUCCGAGACGUCAUUGCGACAGCUGCGUCUGCGAAUUGGCAGACCCUUCUGCAGGGAGCUGGAGCAGACGGCUGGUGGGAUCUUGUCUGGGAAGCUUCAAAUACUGGCCAUGGCCCGCGGUCAGGCCCUUUUGGCUUCACACAGUCCACCAACGCUCUUGAGGAUGUCCUUGGCCUAGUUGCCGCCAUGGUCACAGCACGGAUGAACUCAACCACGACCCAUACCUUCAACAGCACCGCUGUGGUGGAAGCAACAAGAGUUGGCAAUGGACAGCGAUCGUCCUUUUGCUUUGCUAUACCCCCGAUCCUGGUGGCUAUAAUACUCAUAGGAAUGCUCUUUGGUGCGAUACAAAGGCGUGCUCCUACGAUCGACUCUACCGAGUUGGAGGACCUGAUAAACCUAAAGGCAUAUGAAGUUUCCCAGAAUGACAUGAGAGAGAGCUGGAUUCCUUGA